AUGACAGAAUUCGUCAAAAACUUGGAAGAAGAAGAGCAGGCGAUCCUCAUAAGAUUUUUGCAAAAUUUGGUGGAUCCUAAAUCUCCGGUGACAGUGGACAAUUUUAUGGGUACUAUUGGAACUGCUUCAAAAAAACUCCAUGGCAAAAUUAAAAAUGUUAUUUGUCAGUUACAGUGGAAAAUUCUCAUGUUUGAACCAGAAGCAAAAUAUUUUUUGCAUCAAGUAUUUCAUGAAGGAAUCGGUUUAUUACGAACUGCCAAGAAGAGUAAAAACACCUUAGAUAAUAAGCGAUUCAUUGGGAUAUUCCUUGAUGUAACGAAUAAACUAACUGAACAGUUCUUCCAAUUGAGUGCCAAAAAUCAAGAAGCAAUUAAAAGCGCCUUUCCUGGAUUAUUUAAGUUAACACAAGAGCUCAAAGAAAUACAUAGCCGCCUGAAACCUUGGGAAGGAAAUUCAAUGUUUCGUUGA
Molecule: messenger RNA, 468 nt
Organism: Dracunculus medinensis (Guinea worm)
Lineage: Eukaryota; Metazoa; Nematoda; Chromadorea; Rhabditida; Dracunculidae
Source: the annotation of a GenBank genome assembly